Molecule: messenger RNA, 1032 nt
Organism: Exserohilum turcica Et28A
Lineage: Eukaryota; Fungi; Ascomycota; Dothideomycetes; Pleosporales; Pleosporaceae
Exons: 1
Coding region: 1-1032 (343 amino acids)
Molecular function (GO): hydrolase activity
Source: RefSeq, a predicted model, not a curated record
AUGGCACGCUUCUUCUCCUUGCAAGUCCGAAAAACAGUCUUACCACUCCUCCUCCUCCUCCUCCUCCUAGCACAACACGCUGCACCACAAGCAACCCACCAUGCCCCAGAAACCAAAGCUUCGUCUCAAGCACCACAAGCCACAUGUGCGGCACCCCAGACCAACACAACGACAUGGUUUCUCUCACGGGUCCCAGCAGACGCGUGGGACAGCCACAUGCACAUCAUCGACGCGAUACGCUUCCCGUUGUCUGCAUCGGCAACGUACACCAUAGGCGUGCACUCGCUGUGGUCGGGGCUGGCGUUUGAAACGAGCAUCGCCAUGACGGGAUUAGUUAUUGUGCAGCCGUCGGUAUACGGCACCGACAACACACUGCUGCUGCAGGUGCUCGGGGCGCUGGGCCCCAGUUCGGCGCGCGGCGUCGUCCAGGUCCCCGUUAAUGUUUCGCGCGCAGAGCUGCGCGCCUGGCAUCGUGUCGGCGUGCGCGGCGUAAGACUCAACUUGCAGUCUACGACGGAGACGCUGGACGCGGCGGCGCUGGCGCUUCGCGUCAAGGCGUAUGCGGAGAUUGUGCGCCCGCUGCGCUGGGUGCUGCAGAUAUACACGGGUAUGGAGCGGCUCCGCGAGAUCGAGGACACGUUGUUAGGACUCAAUGUUACGCUGUGUUUUGAUCAUUUUGCGGGUCCAGCGCUGCCUGCUUUGGCACCGGGAGAGCAGGAUCAGUUCGAUGUUUAUAGCGUACCCGGGUUUGCGUCGUUAGUACGGUUGCUGCAGCAGGGACGCACAUAUGUCAAGUUUUCGGCGGCGUACCGGGUGGAUGGCCAGGGUGUGGCUUUGGAGAGCGUGGCGCGCGAGAUGUUGAGGCUGAGGAGUGAUAGAAUGGUUUUUGGGACGGAUUGGCCACACACGAGGUUCGAGGAGUACAACGUUGGACCGUUUGUGCAAAGGUGUCUCGAGUGGGCUGAAGAAUUUGAUUGUGUCGAGGAGCUGUUUAGUAGCAAUGCGAGGAGGCUGUGGGAUGUGCAAGAGUAA